AUGGCAUGCGACAGUUGCGGCCCACCGGCUCCAGCCCCUGAGCCUGAUGUUACGCCAAUCGCGGCUCUGAAUGAGACGAGCAGUUGCAAGAAUUCUUGCUGCGAUGGCGAAAAUACGGCCCCGGGUCAGGAAGAACCCGCCCAGGAGGAAUCGGAUGAUUUCUAUUCUCCUGGCAAAUACACAGACGAAAAAAUCGAGAAUAUCGACGCGCCUGACUGCUGCCGUGGCAAGCCCGUUGUUGAGCCUCCAGCUAGGGAGUGUGCAGGAUCUUGUUGCGGAAUAAGUAAGAACGCGAUCACCAAAGAGCUCUCCAUUACCGACUCCUCUGGCUCUUGCUGCAAGCCACCCAAGCAAUGUAUUCUGAAGGGUCCAAGGACUGGUUGCGCUGGUUCUUGCUGCACAGAAAAUCAGCCGGCCAGCCCCCAAGGCUCUUGCACCGGUGCUUGCUGCUCAUCUGCUGCGCCCGAUCCUGGUUCGGAGAUUGACAACGCACUAGUUCAGGACAUCACCGACAUAGAGAAGCAGGAUACUGGCAAGGAAUAUGUUGUUCUCAGCAUUUCUGGCAUGACUUGUACUGGUUGCGAGACAAAGCUCAACCGAACCCUUGGUACUGUCCCCGCCGUCAAAGACCUGAAAAACAGUUUGGUUCUCUCCCGGGCCGAGUUCAACAUUGAUCUUCGCCUUGGCUCAGUGGAGGAAGUCGACUGA
Penicillium argentinense is the source of this 708-nucleotide messenger RNA. Its product is annotated as heavy-metal-associated domain-containing protein. Gene Ontology annotation, molecular function: metal ion binding. The transcript is spliced from 2 exons. The coding region runs from base 1 to 708 and encodes 235 amino acids. The record is from RefSeq and is a predicted model, not a curated record. Lineage: Eukaryota; Fungi; Ascomycota; Eurotiomycetes; Eurotiales; Aspergillaceae.